CUAGCAGCAUGAUGAUGUCAAAUCUGCGCGACGGCACCUCACGUUGAGGUUUUCAAUGAAUAAUUGAUGCACUAUUGUUUUCACCAAGUAUUUGUAUAAAAAAACUAUUUCCCUGUAACAUAUUAUCGACAUGAACAGCCGGUUGCAAGAAAUACGUGAAAGACAGAAGCUCAGGCGGCAGCUUCUUGCACAACAGCUCGGCGCAGAGAGUCCCGACAGCAUCGGUGCUGUUCUCAAUAGUAAAGAUGAACAAAAGGCGAUCGAAGAGACCAGAGAGACGUGCAGGGCAUCAUUUGACACAUCAGUUCCUGGUGCUAAAAGGUGUCCCAUUGACGGUGAAGACCCAGAGGAGGAUGUGGAGGAGCAGAGAGAAGAUGUUGAGCCCCAGCAGCAGGAGGAGAGCGGACCGUAUGAAGAGGUGUACAAAGACUCCAGCACUUUCCUAAAGGGCACUCAGAGUUUAAAUCCUCACAAUGAUUACUGCCAACACUUUGUGGACACUGGUCAUAGACCUCAGAACUUUAUCCGAGAUGGAGGUUUGGCUGACAGAUUUGAGGAGUACCCAAAACAAAGAGAGCUCAUCCGACUGAAAGAUGAGCUUAUUGCUGCCACCAACACCCCACCCAUGUAUCUGCAGGCAGAUCCAGACACAUUUGAUCUGAGAGAUUUGAAGUGUAAGUUUGAUGUGAUUCUGAUAGAGCCUCCAUUGGAGGAGUAUUACAGAGAGUCGGGCAUCAUUGCCAACGAGCGCUUUUGGAACUGGGACGAUAUCAUGAAGUUGAACAUAGAGGAAAUCUCAUCUAUUCGCUCUUUUGUAUUCCUGUGGUGUGGUUCAGGAGAAGGCCUUGAUCUCGGCCGAAUGUGUCUGAGGAAAUGGGGCUUCAGGCGAUGUGAAGACAUUUGUUGGAUCAAGACCAACAAAAACAAUCCUGGCAAGACCAAAACCCUGGACCCUAAGGCAGUGUUCCAGAGAACUAAGGAACACUGUUUAAUGGGUAUCAAAGGCACAGUUAGACGCAGCACAGAUGGCGAUUUCAUUCAUGCUAAUGUGGAUAUAGACCUGAUCAUUACAGAGGAGCCAGAGAUGGGCAAUAUUGAGAAGCCAGUAGAGAUUUUCCACAUCAUUGAACAUUUCUGCUUGGGCCGUCGACGGCUGCACCUGUUUGGCAGGGACAGCACUAUCAGGCCAGGUUGGCUGACUGUGGGCCCCACGCUGACCAAUAGUAACCUUAAUGUUGAAGCUUAUGCCGCCCACUUCGGUGAACCCAACUCUUACUUGUCUGGUUGUACUGAAGAAAUCGAGAGACUUCGUCCCAAAUCCCCACCUCCUAAAUCCAUGGCAGAGAGAGGUGGUGGUGCGCAGCGUGGAGGACGAGGUGGUCCCGCUGUGGGAAGAGGAGAUCGGGGUCGGGAGAGAAAUCGUCCAAACUUCCGUGGAGAGCGAGGUGGUUUUAGAGGCCGCGGAGGCCCACAUCGUGGAUUCCCUCCCCGGUGAUAGUGCACAACAUGACAACUUUGAGACUGAAAACAAAAAAUGUUUGUUGCUCUCAGUAGGAAUCAUAUUGUUUUGUUAGUUUAAGAGCGGAAACAUUUUUUAGUGAUAUACAGACCUAAUUCUGAAUGACUUGUCACAAUGCAAGUCACAUGCAAAAUAUUUGUAAAAGAAAAAAUGUAUUAAACCCUGUUUAUAUAUAUAUAUAUAUAUAUAUAUAUAUAUAUAUAUAUAUAUAUAUAUAUAUAUUUGUAAGGAUUAUUUUGACUUUUUUUAUUUGUGUUUUAACAUUUGCAAAUUCACUGAGGACUUCUCCUCCUGCCAUUUGCACACUUCCUGUGUGUCCUGUGGAAGGCAGUAGGGCUAAGUUUGAUGAUCAGUGUCAAAAGAGCUCAUUGAUUCUGUCAAUAGUGACAUGUAGAAUUACUGGUUUGCAGUAAAUAAAGCCAACCUAAUUGAUGUUUUCAGUUUAACAGGUUGUAAGUUUGUGGUGAAAAGCUGCAUCAUUAGAAAAGUAAAAUUUUUUGAAUUCUUAAAGGCUAGUUUUUUGCAAUGCUGGGUGAAGAAAAUUCUUUAAAAUGACAAGAAUACAGCCAGGGUUUCCACUGGAUAUUUGAGGAAGCCCAAUUUUGAGGAAUUUUUUUUUUUUUUUUGAUCUGGAAAAUAAAUCUGUAUAGGCAUUUUUAAAAUGAAUAUGCAUUUUUCUUUAUAUGCCAAGCUUCAAAAUAUUUUGUCAAAGUUUGAGAAACAUUGAGCUGGAAUCUUCUAUCAAAGAUUUUUAUGAAGUAAUUUCAUAAAAUUACUGAGUAUAUAAGUGUAUUGAAGAGUAUUUAAAAUUACUUUGAAAUCUCACUAUAGAAAGACCAUACUUCCACAAACAGUAGCAGAAUAUUGUUAUGCUUUUAUUCACGAAUUGCUCAAUAACCAGUUAUCUAAGCUUUAGUGUUGUUUUCUGGCCUGAUUUGGUUGCAACAUUACAAAAAGUGUGGGAUUUUCCAGUUUGGAUUAAUGUAACAGCAUCAUCUAGGCCAAGACAAAUGUGGGUCAGUUGCAUGUUCUGAUGUAAUUAGCUCAUGAAUAUCCAGCACAAAUUUGCACAUUUUCACAUGGUGGAUUAUAUCUAGGUAAUAAAGUAUCAGAGACUU
Cyprinus carpio (common carp) is the source of this 2637-nucleotide messenger RNA. Its product is annotated as N(6)-adenosine-methyltransferase non-catalytic subunit METTL14. Gene Ontology annotation, molecular function: mRNA binding. NCBI's taxonomy places the organism in Eukaryota, Metazoa, Chordata, Actinopteri, Cypriniformes, Cyprinidae. Gene Ontology annotation, cellular component: nucleus; RNA N6-methyladenosine methyltransferase complex. The record is from RefSeq and is a predicted model, not a curated record.